UCAUGCCACCUGGAAGUUGUGCGCUACGCCGUUGACUGUCCGGUGGAAGGGGAUGGGAGAGUCGUUAGGCCGGCAGGGGUGGGCAAUGGUGACAUCGAGCAGAUAGUCAUGGUCGUCGAUCACGCAGUAGAUGUCCGUGCGCUGGCUGUUGGGGUUGUCGUCAAGCGGGGUGACACCGAGGCUGUGCAGAGGCACCUCCACAUUGGAAGGAACGUCUGUCCCACCAAGGAUGCGAACAAACAAGUUGCGCAU
Molecule: messenger RNA, 252 nt
Organism: Vitrella brassicaformis
Lineage: Eukaryota; Vitrellaceae
Source: the annotation of a GenBank genome assembly